UCUGCUGGAAUUCUCAUUAUCGGGGAUGAGGUUCUCAACGGAAAGAUCUUGGACACAAAUUCACACAACUUCGCCAAGUUCUGCUUUAAUAAGUUGCUGAUUCCCAUGAAGCGUACCAUAGUAUGCGGCGACGAUAAAGACGACAUCGUCAAUUCCCUCAGAAUAUUGGUGGAACAAGACAAAGUGGACUUGAUCAUCACCUCUGGAGGUUUGGGCUCUACUCACGACGAUAUCACCUAUUCUGUCUUGAGUGAGUUCUACAAUAUCAAUUAUGAACUCGACAAUAAUGUUGUAGCUAGAAUGCACAGACUCAGAGGCUCGUAUCUCGAUCUGCUUUCACAGGAGCAAUUACAUGCCUUUUACAAGAUGGCCACUUUACCACCAGAAACGACCACAGAAACGAUUUUUCUCGACGAACAACUCUGGUUUCCUAUCGUUGCUAUAAACCACCAAGUCUACGUAUUGCCUGGAGUUCCGCAGUUGUUCAACCGACUGAUAGACGAGCUUGAAUCGUAUCUCAAGACUAGGAUCGUUUCUUCAGGCUCCGCUCUUUCAAGAUUCUACGUGAAGACAAAGUCUAACGAAAGCGAAAUGGCUCCAUUUCUCACCAAAUUGCAAAAUCAAGUAGACGGAAAGUACGGCGUUGGCACAGUCAAGUUGGGCUCGUAUCCUCAUAUGGACUGGAAGAUCAAUACCAUCAGUAUUAUUGGCAAGAUUCCUGAAAUUCUGAAACAGAACUUGAGGAAUAUUGUACAAGAAGUUGUAGAUGGUAUAGGAGGAAAUGCUGCCGAAAUUGACCAG
This is a messenger RNA of Scheffersomyces stipitis CBS 6054, 801 nucleotides long. RefSeq lists its product as uncharacterized. The record is from RefSeq and is a predicted model, not a curated record. The transcript is spliced from 2 exons. The annotation marks the transcript as partial. Lineage: Eukaryota; Fungi; Ascomycota; Pichiomycetes; Serinales; Debaryomycetaceae.